AGGCCCGAACGAAGCGAAACGGCAACCAGUCGAUCAGUCAGUCGGUAAGCCGUUGGACGCCGCUUGGACGAGUGUUACCCGCCUUGGUGGAGGAGCCUUUGCUGCAAGUUCUGAAAGAGGGAGAGAGUGGCUGGUGGUGCUGUGCUGUUUUUGCUGUUUUUGUUUGACGCGGGAGUCGGUCGCACGACAGGAUCGCUGCGGUAGUUCAGCAGCCGUGCCGUUCAUUCAACCGUGUGUCGUUCCGGCGAGUGGACGUGCUAUCCUCGUGUGGUGCCACCGAUCUAGGCAGGACCUGCAGUGCAUCCCGAGCGAGCAGUUUGAAGUUCUGGACGGAGAUUUUUCGGGCUCAGCUGGGAAGAGAUCGUUCAUUAUAAAGCGGGUGGUGAAGAACAUCCGGUGCAACAGUUUCGUAGUGAUAGUGCGUUCGAGAAGGUGUCGAUCCUGCUGCUAGAUAUUCGGCGAGGGAUUCCCCACAACCAUUCGGUUGGCAGAAAGGGUUCGCGAGUUUAUUGAGGUGACUCCGAUAACUAAAUCCCACGUACAGAGCUUGGCGCAAACAGCAUAUAAAAUCCAGCCCCAUUCCUGUUUGUGCUCCCAGUUGGUUCCAGCUUUUCGGAAGGCGAUCUUCGUGAUCGUGGCUUAACGUUUUUACUUUGACAUCAAAACAGUAGCGUGCGCGUGUGUGUGUGUGUCUGUGUGUAGUGGAGUUAGUUUUGGAUGGAACGUGUCCCUGUUCUAUCUUUUUCGGUGUGAUUCCCGUGCCAAUCGGUGAGAUGCUGCAAACAGUGCCGGUGACUAUAGCGAGUUGUUACGAUCAGGGUGACGAACAGGUACAGUCCGUCCAACUUACGUUCAGGGUGCAACCGUUCCAAUCGGAAUCCAUUGUGUAGUGCGCGUUUUGUUUCGAGCCGUUGUUCAGGCGUUGCGUUCGCGUGUGAAAAUAGUUAAUGUUUCAAAACGGGUGAAAGCAAAAAAAAAUAGUUUAGCAUUAUCAUUCGUCCUGGAGCUCAACAUCAAAAGCUAGUCAUUUACGGCUGGGAUCAGUGAAUUAAAGGGGUAAUAGGAGUAUAGAAUAGAAGAGUGUUAUUUUUUAUUGUUUGGUGCUUUACGUCUUAAUUCUAACGGCGGACGGAGGAGAUUUCUGUGCGAGGUUCGAGAGUUUCUUCAUAAAAAGGCUGACAAAUAGGCUUUCUUUGGCUUUGUUUUGGCAUCGGUGUACAAUACGAGAUCGCAAACCCGCCCCGACCAGCAGUAGAUGCGCACCGCCGGCAAGCAGCACACGAGCCGACCGCCACCGACAGCGACCCUUUGGCGCAGCAGCCGACCGAAGGUCAAACGCGACCCGCGCCACCAACGUCCCGCGCCGUCGGACGCCGUAGUGCGAACGGACCCACUGCCCAACCACACCGGAUACGAUGGGCUUGCACAAAAACUACUUCAAAGUGGGACAGAAUGCUAGCAAUCAGCUGUUUGGUUUGCCGCCCAGCCCGGGUGGCCCGACGCCGCUAUCGAUGCUCAUUUCGCAGGGAGCGAAGUUUAACAGCAAUCGCGUUGCGGUAAUUAUCUUUGGAAUUGUCACCCUCAUCGCCGGUGUGAUCCUAUCGUCCGUGCCUUGGCUAAACAUUUUCAUCAUGAAGAAUCUGAGACUGUGGAACGGCACGAUAAGCUUCCACUACUGGCAGCGUCCGGGUGUGACUAGGCUAACUAAGGUGUACAUAUUUAACGUAACGAACCCGGAGGGAUUCCUCGCCGGUGAAAAGCCAAAACUAGUUGAAGUAGGACCAUUCGUGUAUAGGGAGGAUAUGGAGAAAGUGAACAUUAAGUUUCACGACAACUACACCGUGACGUACCAGCACAAGAAGAUACUGCAGUUCGUUCCUGAGCUUAGCGUAGAUAAGAACCUGCGAAUUACGACACCAAAUAUUCCGCUGCUGACCAUCUCGACCCAAAGCAAGUACCUUAGCUUCUUCGUGGCAAAAACGAUAUCUGUCAUAUUAACCGCGACCAAAUACAAACCGUUCAUCUCACUGACGGCCGACGAGCUGGUAUUUGGGUACGACGAUACGCUCGUCAGCUUGGCCCACCGGUUCUAUCCCCGGAACCGGCGGCCGAUGGAAAAGAUGGGGUUACUAAAUGGGCGAAACGGAACGCUGACGGAGUACGCAACGAUGCACACGGGCCAUACGGGUAUGGAUAAGUUUGGCUACUUUGACAAGCUGAACGGGCUGGACCAUCUGCCGCACUGGGAUGGCGAGCCGUGCCGAAGCAUACAGGCGUCGGAGGGCAGCUUCUUUCCGCCGCGCGACAUCACGCAGAAGGAUACGGUCUACAUCUACGAUAAGGAUCUCUGCCGCACGCUACCUCUGGUCUAUCGGGAACCGGUCGAAAAGGAUGGAAUUUCUGCCGAUCUGUACACACUCGCCGAGGACGCCUAUGGACCACCAAAUGAGAAUAACAGCUGCUUUGAUCAUUCGCACUACAAGAAGUACUACGGACUGCAGAACAUUAGCCCCUGCCAGUACGGCGCACCCGUUUACAUUUCGAACCCACACUUCUACCAGUCCGAUCCACAGCUUCUAGAUGCGGUUGAAGGUCUCGAGCCAAAUGCCGAACAGCACAAAACGUACUUCAAGAUACAGCCGAAACUGGGCGUCCCGCUCGAGGGUCAGGUACGGGUGCAGCUUAAUCUUCUAGUCGAGAAAGCUCCGAACGUGAUGGCAACCAAAGACUUUCGGGAUUUCGUAUUUCCCAUCAUGUGGCUCGAGGAGGGUGUCAGUGAACUGACGCCACCGAUCCGCAGGUGGAUCUAUCUGGCGACGGUGUUCGCGCCGACCGCGCUGCCCAUCCUGUCGUACGGCAUGAUCCUGACCGGUGCGUUCGCCAUGAUCUACGUCUUCGUGCGGGCGUACAAGAACUUCGUCUUUACGGACGAUCCGACGACCGAGCUGCUCGAGAUGGGCCGACGGUCGCUGCGGCGCGGUAGCCAUCUAAUCAGUAACGGCCAGCACCGGAUACUGCAUCGGGACAGCUACAUCCUGCUGAAGGCAAAUGGGGUUGUUGCAGCGGUCGGUGGAGAUUCGGACAUUGCUGGUACGGGGACGGAGGUGGUCACUAGUGGCAACGGUAGCAGCAAUAACAACAACCAUCUACUCCACAACCACAAUCUGCUGCACAGUCAUCAUCAUCAUCUCUACAUACAACCGAAGGACCAAAGUCUACUAGCGGAGGAGGACUCGCCUGCCUAAACGUGUAGGCAGCAACACCACCACCAAUAGAUCCUGCAUAGCAGGAUAAUAUCGUUCCCUCCGUUUUUAUAUUUUAAUUUUUGCUCACACAUUUCUGCCCUAUUUUCUUGAAACGAUCGGGCAAACCGUACCAACCUUGCCAACAAUGUACCUUCUUCCCCGUUUUGUUUAAUUCUACGACCCUCUUCCUGCCCGGAUCGUUUCAAAUGGUGAUAGAGACUGCUGAUUAUUUAAAUUAAUUACUCUUACUCCCGUGCCCCUGAUUUCCUCGUUUUCAAACUCUUUAGUGUACUGAAAAAGCACUCCACUCUAAACAGCGCCAUCUGUGCCGGUUAAGUUAGGUUGCCACUGUUAGCUGAUUGAGUAGUUUGCUUAGUGUGUUAGUAGUUUUGUUUCUCCUUUCUAGUAGUAGCUCUAAUUGUCGUAACGGUCAGGCGUGAAACGUUUCUACCGUUUUGCGUACUGCCAUCCUUAAACCAAUUGCAAACGUCCUCUUUCCGACCACACUACUUCGGCUACUAAGAGCGUUUUGAGUCGUUUUGAUCGGGUCUUCCGUCCAUAGUUUUAUUGAACAAAAUUUCUAUAACCACAGCAAAAAAACAAAAACAAAAAUGCUCAUCCUUCAGUAGGAAUGAUUACGAUCGCUACGGAGAAAGUUGCUCAAACGAUAGGUUCACUCAAUACGGAUAGGUUAGUAGGUUAGAAGUGUCUUUAAGUACUGCCUUCUUUAGGUGACAAGUUUAGGAAGACAAAAUGAAUCACUCCAAAUUCCUUCCACGUCGAUUAGGUGCAUGAUUUUGGUUUAACAAAUUGUGUAGACUCUUACCAUAAAUUCCAUCUCCCCCUUCUGGAUUGCCUGGAUGUUUGGGAAUGUGAGAGAAACUGUUCUAGUAAGUAAGGUGUUAGUGAUAUAAGUGUAGCGAAAACAAAAACACACAACCAGCGUAACGAUGCAAAUGUUUGUUAGGUAUCGUCGAGCGCAAAUUGUGUACCACAGAAUGUAAAUAGAAGUAUAAUGUUUUACUCCAAUAUGUAAAUAAA
Molecule: messenger RNA, 4286 nt
Organism: Anopheles gambiae (African malaria mosquito)
Lineage: Eukaryota; Metazoa; Arthropoda; Insecta; Diptera; Culicidae
Gene: dsb
Product: lysosome membrane protein 2
Exons: 11
Coding region: 1416-3245 (609 amino acids)
Cellular component (GO): cytoplasm; membrane
Molecular function (GO): scavenger receptor activity
Source: RefSeq, a predicted model, not a curated record